Messenger RNA from Diprion similis, 1186 nucleotides. RefSeq names its product E3 ubiquitin-protein ligase CHIP (gene STUB1). Gene Ontology annotation, molecular function: ubiquitin protein ligase activity; protein-folding chaperone binding. The coding region runs from base 175 to 1056 and encodes 293 amino acids. Gene Ontology annotation, biological process: positive regulation of proteolysis; proteasome-mediated ubiquitin-dependent protein catabolic process; protein quality control for misfolded or incompletely synthesized proteins. Gene Ontology annotation, cellular component: Z disc; cytoplasm. The record is from RefSeq and is a predicted model, not a curated record. NCBI's taxonomy places the organism in Eukaryota, Metazoa, Arthropoda, Insecta, Hymenoptera, Diprionidae. The transcript is spliced from 4 exons.
GAUAAUGCUGAUGGUUUGUUAUGAAUAAACAAAAUGGAAGCGAGCUUGGUUGAGGUUAUACAACAAUGACAGAUUUAACUCAAAUCCAGUUUUAUAUUCCUUGGAAGAACCGCGCAUAGCACUAUAUUCUAUUGAAAAUUGCGCAUCUGCCCUAUAUCCGACAUACCUAUCGACAUGAGUAAGAUGUAUUCAACAACUAACCUUUCUGAUAAGGAGUUGAAAGAACAGGGGAACCGCUUGUUCAAUUUGCACAAAUACGAGGAUGCAGCCAGUUGUUAUACAAAAGCAAUCAUCAAAAAUCCAACUCAAGCUACAUAUUUCACAAAUCGUGCCCUGUGCCACCUUAAACUGAAACGAUGGGACUCGUCCUGUCAAGACUGUCGAAGAGCUCUUGACAUAGAUCCGUGUCUGGUCAAAGGUCAUUUUUUCUUGGGUCAAGCACUCCUUGAAUUGGAAUUAUUUGACGAGGCUGUCAAGCAUCUUCAACGAGCGGUGGACCUAGCCAAAGAACAAAAGCUGAAUUAUGGAGAUGACGUGACAGCUGUGCUAAGGCAGGCAAGAAAACGACGUUUUCAAUUGCGGGAAGAACAAAGGGUGGCACAAGAUAUUGAACUGCAAUCCUAUCUUAAUCAAUUGAUCAUUCAGGACGCGGAUCGGAACAUUGCUAGUCUUGAGGCCAACGACAGUGAAGUCACAGAGAAUGAAGAAGAUACUAAUAGAACAGGAAGGACAAAAGAACAGGCUGAAGAGUAUCGAGACAACUGUAUUGCUCAUCUGAACGAUUUAUUUGCUAAAGUGGAUGAACGAAGAAGAGUGCGGGAAGUACCAGACUACCUCUGUGGCAAAAUCAGUUUCGAAAUCCUUCAAGAACCUGUGAUAACGCCAAGUGGUAUCACCUAUGAACGAAAGGACAUCGAGGAACAUUUGCAGAGGGUGGGUCAUUUUGAUCCUGUGACCCGAGUUCGCCUAACCCAAGAUCAGCUCAUACCUAACUUAUCCAUGAAAGAAGUCGUUGACGCAUUUCUUCAAGAAAAUGAAUGGGCACUGGAUUACUAAGUGUCGGGCAAAAUCUAACAAAUAUUCUCCAACCUGUAAUACCAUUAUUCUAUAAUAUACCACUGUAAUUACCACGUGUACUAUACUACCAGUUGUACUAUAGCACAAGUAUACGAAACUCUAAUCCAAA